Pseudomassariella vexata is the source of this 3453-nucleotide messenger RNA. RefSeq lists its product as uncharacterized. Gene Ontology annotation, biological process: proteasome-mediated ubiquitin-dependent protein catabolic process. The record is from RefSeq and is a predicted model, not a curated record. The transcript has 2 exons. Bases 1 to 3453 code for a protein of 1150 amino acids. Lineage: Eukaryota; Fungi; Ascomycota; Sordariomycetes; Amphisphaeriales; Pseudomassariaceae. Gene Ontology annotation, cellular component: cytosol; nucleus; proteasome regulatory particle, base subcomplex. Gene Ontology annotation, molecular function: polyubiquitin modification-dependent protein binding.
AUGCACCGAGAGCUUCCUGAGACUUCACACCAGUUUCAAGAGCAAAACCCCUUAUCCUCCUCCCACCCCUCUCACCAACAUGGCUUUCAUCAGCUUCACCAGCGCCAGCAAGGUGGCACUGCCCAAGAUCCUCUGCGGCACCGCGCUCGAAGCGCGUCGCCCCAGUCCGUCCCAAGCACCUCUAACGCGUACAUCCCCGGUGUCGCUGCCCAACAGCUCGAUGCGCGACUACGUGGAUUGAAAGUUGGCCAGUUGAAGACUCCUGGCGCGCGAAUCUCUCAAUAUGAGAACGCAUUGACUCCCUCAACACCAAGACAAGCACUGGGUUUCAAGGUCAUUAAACGCGCCGACGCCAGUGAGGAUGGCGUGCAGCUAUUGGACUUUCCCAAUGAAAUCCUGACUCACAUCCUAUCGCACUUGCACCCUGACUCCCACGCAUCCGUCGCGCUGGUAUCCAAGCGACUCUAUUCACUUGUGACGACUUCCCAUGCGUGGCGUAUGGCCUUCCAGCGGUACUUCCCAGGACAAGAUGCUUUGGAGGUGACCGACAAGGCGAAUGGGAAGGUCGACGAUGUAGAUUCCGAGUUCAUACGAUCUGAAGUCCGGUACUUCAGCCGACUGACGGCUCGUGCAUCCUGGCGUAGCGAGUAUCUCCUUCGCACCCGCCUCUUGAGAAGCCUAGCCAGAGGUAAACCAGGCUCGUCCUCUGGCGGCAUCGGAACUUCCUCCCGGUCAUCGCCAUCUGGCAAGAAGGCCAACGCCGUCUUGACGUACAACUCUAAGCUUCCGUCCAUGGUCACGAAUUUGCAUGCCACGUUCGUUUCUACUGGGAAGAAGCCACCGCGAGUCAUCCACGGUGCUGCGGACAUGUGCGUUGGAAGCGCUUCUGAUCCCACGAGUGGCAAGGUCGAGAAAUGGGGCCUAGACGAUCCAUUUGCCUUCGCUCAGCUUGACGAAGUUGUGCCUCAACUCCUGCCCUAUGGAGUGGGAGAGGGACCUGCUGCUGUUCCGAACGUUAUGGAUGUCAGCCAGGUGUAUGGUGUUGUCGGUGGAGAAGGCUUCCCAGGAGGUCGAGUUUUCUACCGCCCAGCUAGUGAGUUCAGGGGCAAGUACCUUGUGCAGGAACAGAACGUGAUAGAAGCGCAUCCUGACAUACCCAAGAUCCCCGAGCUCUCGGAAGGGGUCUGCUCGGUCUGGAUUGCCAAGUCUCCUGCGGUUCCGUCACUGACCCAGUCAAUGGUGGGAAUGAUGACUGGCUCUACUCUGGGCGUGGUUACUGCCUAUGCUCUUGGUUUCGACCCAUCUGGGCCUCGUUACACAAGUGGCGAAAUUAGUGCGCGCUGGGUAUUAAGUCCUGGUGUACCCAUCAUCGCUAUCAAGGUGGACGAAAGCUACAGCCAGAAGAGAAAUGCAGCUGGCCGCGUUUGGGCCGUUGCUUUGAAUGCCCUCGGUGAAGUGUUCUACUUGAACUCAACACCGACACCACUCGCUAUGAAGUCCAAAUCCGACAGCAGUGUUAGAUGCGCGUGGUAUUCUGGACGCUCAGCCUACUGGCACCUGGUCGAGCCCACACGCCGCCAGGCCCGUCCUGGUGAUUUUGACAAAAACGCUGUCCGCGGAGCGUAUUCGCCGAGAUCCCCUUCGAAUGCGAUGAAUCUCAAACGAGAUCAAAUGGUUGCGGAAGCUCGAGAGAUAGAGAAGUUUCUACGCUACAAGCCGGUCCACUUCCGAAAGGUUUGCAGCGGCUGGGAUAUGCGUCGGAGGCUCGAGGUCGACUUCGCCAGCGAUGACACCCAUGGAGCAGGUGAGGCCAUCUUUGUGAUCGACUGCGGGCUGGAGGAAGACCAAAAACCUGCCGUAACUCGAUUCACUCGAGAUGUUGCCAGCCGCAAACAACCAGGUGCUGCAUCAAAUUCCGUACCGCCACCAGUUGUCGAGGAACUACCUGUCCCUUCUCUGUUUGGGGGCGGGAAUCCUGAGCCUACUUUGACUGACACACCUGCUUCACCUUUCGCAACGCAAGCCUUGCCGAGGCCAGGCUUGCAAAAUCCCAAUGCUGAAACGAACUCGCGUACUCAAGGAAUGGAUGAAUGGCAUCAAACGACAUUUUUGUUGAAGGAAUGCGACCAUGCUGGGAUCACUACCAGCAGCACCGACAUGUCGCUUUACGGACUGAUGACAUCGUUCGAAGAUCCCUUGAUUGGUGGCACCAACCGUCCGCCCAGUGCACCAGCAACCACUACAGAUCAAUGUCCAUUGGAUAUCCCUGGGAGGCGGGCUAGGAUGCUGGGCAUCGGGACUAAUUCCGGGCUCGUCAUGCUUUGGAAUAUGCGAGAAGGCCAUGCUAGCGCAGGUGUGCAACCUGUUCGAAUCCUCCAGACAGAGUCUCCUGCAAUAUCUUGCAUAGCUCUAUCUGCCUUGUACCUCGUCCACGGUGGGAGUGACGGCCUAGUGCAAGCCUGGGAUCCCCUGGGAUCAACCUUGGAUCCAAUCAGAACUCUCAGCUCACGGUCAGGUCGAAUUCCUCGACACAUGAUCUCUGCUAAUCCGGCUCUGGGCAAUAUCAAUUUCUCUGCCGCUGGGGCUAUCGUUCUUGAUCCCGACCCGACCGUCCUUCGUGGGAUCGUGUCAUUCGGCACGUUCGUGCGUUACUGGGCAUAUAGCUCUUCAGGGCAGCCAGCUGGCCGGAAACGUCGCUUGCGCCACUCUGACGUUCACGGGCGCGUGAGCAGCCGCCGGCAGGGAGGUGGAGUGAAAGGCUACAUUGCGGCCGAGGCUGAAGAGCUUCGACUUGAGCAGGAACUAAAGUCCCGGGAGCAAGCACAUCUGCGAUCGCGCUUUGGUGUUGGCCUCGGUGAUCUCACUGAAGAGGAGGCUAUACGCUACGCUGAAAUGGUUUCUCAGGAGGCAUACCUGCUUCACGAACAACGUCGAACCAGUGCCAGUGACACUGGCUCCGCGGCAGAUUGUGACACGACUUCGGCUACUGGCAGCUUGGACACUAUGACACCGGAUCCCAGUGUAACGGGCCUCAGCCCGCCUGUGGCGAGCUCGAGUGCCAUCGUCAAUGUGCCAGACGAGGAAAGUAACUACGAGCUCCAAAUCCAGCAGGCUAUCCGACUUUCUUUGAUGGAAGGAGUGAACGACAUAGGCCAGUCUCCCAGAACAAACAGCUCUGGAGACUACGAGUUCCCUAUUGUACCGAAAGGGAAACGUGACAAAUUCUCUCCAUCUAGUUCGCCGCCCUCGAGUCACACGCCCAUGGUGCAGCGGGCUGAGUAUAGCUCCAUGGUGGCUAGUCCCUCCGAGGAGGACGCCGAGCUCGAGUUGGCAAUGAGACUCAGUCUUGCUGAAGCGGAAAGUCAACAGUUCAGCAGUGUCGGCCUGGGAGUUCAGGAUGAUGAGUUCCCGGCGCUAAAUGGCUUCGGGAAAGGCAAAGGAAAAGCAAUCUAA